This is a messenger RNA of Talaromyces atroroseus, 1233 nucleotides long. RefSeq lists its product as hypothetical. The coding region runs from base 1 to 1233 and encodes 410 amino acids. The record is from RefSeq and is a predicted model, not a curated record. Gene Ontology annotation, molecular function: oxidoreductase activity. NCBI's taxonomy places the organism in Eukaryota, Fungi, Ascomycota, Eurotiomycetes, Eurotiales, Trichocomaceae. The transcript has a single exon.
AUGACGUCCAAUACAAUGAGCCAACAGACACGAGUGCCCAGGACAAUGCAAGCCCUGCACCUCCCCUCCUCUUUCUCAAACGAGACGACCCCCGGCGGCCCCUUAUCAUUGAAAUACGAGACGGACAGACCAGUGCCCAAACCGGGGGCAAACCAGUAUCUAAUCAAGGUGCAAACGGUGUGCGUGUCGGUCAACGAAUGCCUGCAAGGAGCAUCAGCAAGCAAAAGCAUGCGAGACAGCGGGAUGUUUCUGGAGAGGCCAAUGGCCGACGGAAUCGACAAAGUGCACGGGCUUAUCCCCGGCCGCGAGUUCUGCGGCGAGGUCAUUUCCACCCCGAAAGAAGACUAUGCAAGCUACACGGGUCCCGCGUUCAAAGUCGGACAGGAGGUUAUGGGUCUACUAGCCGAUGGCGAGGGGAGAGACGGCGCGGCGGCGGAUUAUGUGCUUGCUACCGAGAACGAGUUGACCUGGAAACCGCAAAAUCUUGCCGCCGCAGACGUUGCGACUAUACCGCUGGACGCGCUGAUCGCGUGGCAGGGACUCUUCGGGUAUGCGACGCUGGAUCCUGAUGAUGGGCCCUGCAACAAGCCCGCCGAUGGCCCGCUGAGGGUGCUGGUCACAAACGCCGGACAGUCGGAGGUCGGGAAACAGGCCAUUCGUCUGUUGAGAUGCCAGUCGCUUUUCCCGCAUCAUGUCCCGAAUCUGAUGGGCGGAGCAGGAGAGAGGGAGACGUCGAUGUGGGUGUGUGCGACGGGAUCGCGCGAUGAGCAUGAUUUCCUGCGCAAGGAGCUGGGCGCCGAUGUGGUGACGGCCAAUGCUGAUAUAGCGGCUGCUUUUCGGGAGAAUGGCUGGGAGCCGGUUGAUAUUGUGUUUGAUUGUGUGGGAGUCGGUGGCGCAUUGUUGCGAGAAGCUCAUUCUCCCGUCGUGGUGAAGGAUCAUGGACAUGUUCUGACACCAAGUCGUGCGCCGUCGGGGCAUCCGGAGAAACCGUCUGAAUGGGAUGAGAGAACGGAGAUUAUGAACAGAAAUCUUACGAGCGAGGUGAUUGACGUGAAGCCGAAUAUGAAGCAGUUGGCAAAGAUUGCGCAGCUGGUUGAAAAGGGGGUGUUGAGACCGGCAGACUCUUACCAGGUGGAGGAUCUGCUACAUGGACAACAGACUUUGGUUCAUGCCCAGAAGGCUGGGGCGCCGAAAGCUGUGCUGCGGACAGAUCUGGUCUUGAGUCAGAUUUAG